GUCUUCUCAUACAAAUUGUAUAAAAUCAAACAAAUUUAUCUCUGAGGUGGUACUUGGAAUUGUCCAUGGAUACCGAUGGCUGUAAAGUUUCUGGCAGUCAUGGCCAUGUUCUGGUGAUGACUUAUCCCUUACAAGGUCACGCAUCGCCCCUCAUCAAACUCUCACAUCGUAUAGCCGAGUAUGGGGUGAAAGUCUCAUUUGUGAGUACAGAGUUCUCGUCUGCAACUUUGUCCAAUGAAAUUCCAGAUUCUGGGGAAGGAAUGAUUCGUCUAGUCUCGGUUCCUGAUGGGCUCAAUCCUGAGGAUGAUAGGAAAGAUUUACAAAUAUUGUCUGAAAGUAUUAGGAAAGUUAUGCCUGCUCAUUUGGAGGACUUACUCAACAAGGCCAGUGACAAGGUCACUAGUGUUAUACUUGAUUCACCAUUAGGAUUUCUGCUGGAAAUUCCUAAGAAAAUGGGGAUCAAGAUUGCUGUUUAUCUCUGUUCUACACCAGGAUGCUUGGCUUUGGGGCUCAACAUAUCUAAGCUUAUUGAAGCAAAAGUCAUUGACGCUGAUGGAACUCCAUUAAAGAACGAGAAGAUUCAAGUUGUGCCAAAUUUACCAGACAUGAGCACUGCUGAAUUUACGUGGUACCAUCCACAUGGCGCGGAUGCACAAAAAAUAAUGUUUGCAUCAAUUAAAGAAAUUUUUGAAUGGAUGAUAACUUCGGACUGGAUUAUUUGCAACUGGUUCACUGACAUUGCCCCUUCAGCUUCAAUUUUGACUACCAAUAUUCUUCCUGUUGGUCCUUUACUUGCCAAUGGACAGUCUGCUGGUAGUCUUUAUUCAGAAGAUUCAAGUUGUCUAACCUGGCUUGACAAACAAGCUCCAAAAUCAGUUAUUUAUGUUGCCUUUGGCAGCACUUCAAGAUUCAGCCAACAACAGGUUGAAGAAUUGGCAUUAGGCCUCGAGUUUAUGAAUCGACCAUUCUUAUGGGUGGCUUGGUCAGGCCUGACAAAUGGUUCGUUUGCUCUGUACUCGAGUGAUUUCUCAGAGAGAGUGGCUAAUCGUGGGAAGAUUGUUGAGUGGGCACCUCAAGAAAUGGUGUUGGCUCACCCUUCAAUUGCUUGUUUUGUGACUCAUUGUGGUUGGAAUUCGACAAUGGAGAGUCUAAGCAUGGGAGUACCUUUUCUAUGUUGGCCUUAUUUUGGAGAUCAAUUGUAUACACAGACUUGUAUUUCUGAUGGUUGGAAAAUAGGCUUAUCGUUGAAUGCAGAUGAGAAAGGAAUUAUUUCCAGAUAUGAAAUUAAGCAAAAAGUGGAGGAUUUGUUAUCAGAUGACAGCAUAAGAGCAAACUCACUUAAGUUGAAGGAAAUGGCUAGAAACAGCAUCAGUAUAGGAGGAUCUUCAACCAAAAACUUGGAAUUCCUUGUAUCCCAAAUUAAGCAAUGAACAUAUAAGGCUUGAUUAGUAAUUUUAAUUAUGUACGUGGAUAAGUGAAGCAAAAUUGAUUAUUGGCAUGAUAUGACAUUUGCCCGAACCACGUAUAACUAAGGGGUGUCAACUGUCAACUGACACUCCUCCGCCAGAAAACUAUAUUUUAUGCAUAUAUAUUAUAUGUUGAAUCCCUUUGGCUU
This is a messenger RNA of Nicotiana tabacum (common tobacco), 1615 nucleotides long. RefSeq names its product UDP-glycosyltransferase 83A1-like. Lineage: Eukaryota; Viridiplantae; Streptophyta; Magnoliopsida; Solanales; Solanaceae. The record is from RefSeq and is a predicted model, not a curated record. Gene Ontology annotation, molecular function: quercetin 7-O-glucosyltransferase activity; quercetin 3-O-glucosyltransferase activity.